UGAUCAAUUUUUUUCUUUAGCCAGCUUCCCACCGAUUCCUCCUCCUUCAAGCUUAAAAUACAACGAGCAAAUUUUCACCAUUCUGCUUCCUUUCUUUUCUCGCUCUCUCUCUCUCUCUCUCUCUCUCUCUCUCACGGCUUCUCCAUUUUAAAUCAAAAGCCUACUUUCCCUUCGUCUGGAAAACUUGCCUCCUCUAUACUUGAACUCUGCAGUGACGUGUUUGAAGAAAAAGAAGUAGAAGUAAAAUUUCUUUUCUCUUUGCUUGCACUGUCUAUCUCUUCGAUUUUGAUGAUCCCUGGUUUUGAAGCUUUUUGGCGGGCUUAUUCUGUUAGCUGCUGAUUCGAUUGAUAGUCCAUUUGGCUUCCCGAACUUUGUAAGAGAGUAACAGCAAGAGGAAGAGGGAAAAAAAGAGGAAGAAAAAGAAGAGGAAGAGCGUGAGUGCGUGCAUUGACGCGUGCUUCGGGGGUUGGGUUAGGUGGUGUGUUUGAUUUUUUGAUCGUCGACCCUUGAGGCCCGUGUAGAAAUGCCUCACCGAACCACUUACUUCUUCCCUAGGCAAUUCCCGGAUCGCGGGUUUGAUGCAUCGGCUAAGCAACUUCUCGGUGAUCGCGAGAAGAAGACUUCUGCUGAAAAAGACUCGUUUCACGUUGAAAAGGACCAAGUAGACCCCAAGAAACCGUCCUCAAAUAAGGAUUUGUCACCCUUUCUCACUAAAAACUCUACUGUUUCGGAUCUUUUAUCGGGACUUGGAGCUGGCACUGAUGACAAGUACCAAACCAAGAAGCAACAGUUCGCCGAUUUCUGCGAGUGGUUGGCGGAGAAGAAAGGAGAGAGAUCGUCUAAUCAGACUAAACUUGCUCGGCUUUACUCCAGUGAUAUCGAUGAGGACCGUGAGCUCCUCCUCUCUCCGCCCCACGAGGCCAUCACCAGUACCACCACCACUACACCGUCAGAAGCUGUGGCAGUGGUUAACGACCCGAGAGACGAACGGAGCUUUGGCCGGCAAGUAUCGCUGCCGAGACUGUCGAGCGGUAGCAGUUACGCCGGGAGUUUGUUUUCGGGGACCACGUUGGACGGAAACUUCUCGAGCAUCGAUGUGAAGGACACGUCCCCGCGUCUGUCGACAACGAGGCAGGAGGUGGAAGUGGAGGUGGAGGCCCAGGAGGAUGAGAGUAAAGAAAGCUUGACACAAAGGGCCAAAGAGAGCUUCUACUUGCAGCUUACGAUGGCGAGGAAGCUCACUAUGCAAGCAAGUCUCGGUUGUGAGCCUGUGCUCCUAAAUGACUUCGGACCUGAUAUUGUCGACGCUGAAACUGUCUCCUAUCGUCUCUGGGUAAGUGGUUGCUUAUCUUAUAGUGACAAGAUAUCAGAUGGAUUCUAUAACAUUUUGGGGAUGAACCCGUACCUCUGGGUGAUGUGUAAUACUUGGGAGGAAGGAAGACAGUUGCCACCUCUCUUGUCGCUUAAGGAAAUCGAACCCAGUGAGAUGCCCAUGGAGGUGGUUCUUGUCGAUAGACGAGGGGACUGGCGACUUAAGGAACUAGAAGAUAAAGCACAGGAGUUAUAUUGUGCUUCAGAGAAUACCUUGGUGUUAGUAGAACAACUAGGCAAACUGUGCUAUUACAUGGGGGGAUCUUUCCCGGUGGAACAAGGCGAUCUACACAAACGCUGGAAAAUGGUUAGCAGGAAGCUGAGGGAUUUUCAGAAAUGUAUUGUGAUUCCGGUUGGCAGCCUAUCUAUGGGGCUUUGCAGGCAUCGUGCCAUUUUAUUCAAGAAAUUGGCAGACUACAUAGGUUUGCCAUGUAGGAUAGCUCGAGGUUGUAGGUAUUGCAUGGCAGACCAUCGAUCAUCUUGCCUUGUCAAAAUCAAAGAUGACCGGCAGUUGUCAAGGGAAUACGUGGUUGACCUAGUUGGUGAACCAGGAAAUGUCCAUGGUCCAGAUUCCUCGAUCAAUGGAGGAUUACUUUCUCAGCUGCCUUCACCACUUCAGAUUUCUCAUCUAAAAGAAUUUCAACAGUCUUAUGUGGAUAGUGAAGUCUAUUGUCAGAUUUUAGAUUCAAACCAGCCAUGUCUUCCCUCUGAGAAUCCUCAAGAUUCAGCUUAUGAGCAGGAGUUUCAAAAGUUGAAGGAAAUGAUUGAAAAUGUUAGAGGCUCUGUUUUUGCUCGUGCCGAUAAAUCAUGUCAUGGAAAAGAGUCAUCUCUGAUGCCUGUGGAAACUGCUGGUGGAGCAACACUACAUGACAAAUCAAGAAUUGGUGGGGAGACGGUAGCUACAUGCGGAACGUUCAAAAGAGAGAUUGUUACACCUGGGAGUGUAAUCUUAAACAGUUCUAUCCAGGAGCCAACUGGAAACCUAUCUAUUCGAUCUGGCUCAGAGGAGGUUGAGACUGCAACUAGUGAUGAUUGCAAAUUUUCUAUGGAAACCAUACCAAGAGAUGUCGCAGUGAAGGUUUUAACCCUUCAAGAUUUUCAUGAUGAUCAGUUGAAAGAGUUUCUAAGAGAGGUUGCAAUAAUGAAACGCAUCCGGCAUCCAAAUGUAGUUCUCUUCAUGGGUGCUGUCACAAAGCGUCCUUAUCUGUCAAUUGUGACAGAAUAUCUUCCUAGGGGUAGUCUGUAUCGGCUCAUACAUAGGCCUGCUUCCGGGGAAAUGUUAGAUCAGAGAAGAAGGUUACGUAUGGCAUUGGAUGUGGCCAAGGGAAUUAACUAUCUUCAUUGUCUGACCCUGCUCAGCGCCCAUCUUUUGCCAGCAUAGUGGAUAUGCUGAAGAAAUUGUUGAAGUCUCCAGUACAGUUUAUACAAAUGGGUGGACAAUGACGGGGCAAUGCUGACAUAAGCAACCGGAAACACUUAUGAAUAAUAACCUUUUGCUGACUUUUGAAAUUUAAAUUAAAUACAGUAACCGUAGCUUGCUCCCGAUAGACAAUAUACUAACAAAACACCUCUAUUUUUCUGGUUUUAGUAUUCGUCCGGAAAAAAAGAGGCAGAAAAGGAACCUUUUUUUGGUUCUGGGCAACUGUAUAUGCGUUGCUUAUCUAACCCCUAUUUUGAGAGGCAGGAAAACCCAUCAAGACAGGCCUACAAUAAGAAAUGCAGAGAAGCUCCCUUCUGCCCAUGUGGUGUGUGUAUAGGUCUUUU
Carica papaya (papaya) is the source of this 3135-nucleotide messenger RNA. The record is from RefSeq and is a predicted model, not a curated record. Lineage: Eukaryota; Viridiplantae; Streptophyta; Magnoliopsida; Brassicales; Caricaceae.